AACUUCCCUGCCGGCAUCGAUCCCGACAGCUCUCUGGUCGGAAUGGGUUGGAAAUGGGUAGUCUACCACAAAGUAGGCUUUACUGUUUCUGGGUACAUGGAUCGAUGCACAGCGGUUGAGCUCGAAUGGCUCCUAGAUACCGACCACUUCUACCCCGCGAACCUUCCCAAGGACUACAACGGCAGGGUGCGAAACAAAAAGAUUCGAGAAAUCUUUGACAAACUCGGCCAUCCCGACCAACCCACAGGUCAACACCCCUGAUUGGCGAAAGCCUUCCAAAAUGUCAGCACGCAUUUCCCACUCAUGAGAUCGACGUCCAAGCCCUUCACUGCUUAUCGCCCAACGGCAUCCGUCACUUGUGACAUAUACAGCAAGCCCUAAGUGCGUAACCGCAUCCGAUACCACUAAUGUGCGCUAUUUUGGUAUGGAAGAUUGCCGUAAGGCAUCCGAAACGGAAGAGAUGAUGUUAGUUUCGGCUGAGUGAUAAACGUGAGAGUGGCAGGAGAGAUGACUUUAGUGUUGCAAUUCGGAACAGUUUAGACCCAUGCCCCCGAGACCGAAUGAAUUUAUCUGUGCGCUGUUGCUUUCUUCUCUCGUUUAGGUUGCUUGAUACUUUCGUCUGAUUUUAUGUUCUGCGUAUGUAGCAUUCUUGUUCAUAUCGUUAUAAUCCCCGAAUCAUACCG
Molecule: messenger RNA, 683 nt
Organism: Fusarium redolens
Lineage: Eukaryota; Fungi; Ascomycota; Sordariomycetes; Hypocreales; Nectriaceae
Exons: 2
Coding region: 43-261 (72 amino acids)
Source: RefSeq, a predicted model, not a curated record